This is a messenger RNA of Mollisia scopiformis, 1332 nucleotides long. RefSeq names its product PWI domain-containing protein. Gene Ontology annotation, biological process: regulation of mRNA splicing, via spliceosome; mRNA processing. The coding region runs from base 203 to 1195 and encodes 330 amino acids. The record is from RefSeq and is a predicted model, not a curated record. The transcript is spliced from 5 exons. Gene Ontology annotation, molecular function: RNA binding. Lineage: Eukaryota; Fungi; Ascomycota; Leotiomycetes; Helotiales; Mollisiaceae. Gene Ontology annotation, cellular component: spliceosomal complex.
AAAAGCAAAUUAUGAGAACAGACACACAUAAUGGAGCUGAAUGAUGAAGUCGAAAUUGUGGCGUUCAAGCCUCGAGUCAGUGAGCCUUGCAGGCCGGCGCUAGUUGAUUCAGCCACGGUGACGAUAUGUUUUGAGUACAGGAACGACACUUUCUCUCUCAAACACCACAACUACCGCACCCAGAGUGCGCAACCUCUUUACGAUGGCGACCGGUGUAGAUGCGAAGCUGUUGAAGUCGACGAAGUUUCCCCCUGAGUUCAGUCAGAAAGUGGACAUGGAAAAAGUCAAUUUGGAGGUUAUGAAGAAAUGGAUCGCAGGCAAGAUAUCAGAAAUCUUGGGCAACGAAGAUGAUGUCGUGAUCGAACUGUGCUUCAAUCUCAUCGAAGGCUCACGCUAUCCUGAUAUCAAGAAACUGCAGAUUCAGCUCACAGGAUUCUUGGACAAAGAUACGGCGAGUUUCUGCAAAGAGCUUUGGAAGUUAUGUUUAAGUGCUCAGUCAAACCCGCAAGGGGUUCCGAAGGAACUGCUCGAAGCCAAGAAACUUGAACUGAUACAAGAGAAGAUCAGUACCGAGGCCCUCCGAGAGAGUCGGAUACAUAUGUUCCUGUUGGACGUGGUGGAAGACGCAAUGAUCGCGGGCGACCGUCUACGUCUCCAUCCCGCUCUCCUUCUGUCUCUAGAUCUGAGUCCCGCUCCCGCUCCCCACCUCGACGACGUCGCCGUUCUCCUUCCCCACGUAGAAGAUCUCGCUCACCAGAUAGACGUGGACAUACAUAUCGAGGACGUGGGACUAGAGGCCGAGGGAGGAGUCUCGAUCGUACUGCACGUCGGCGAAGCCCUUCUCCCUCGUGCUCUCGAUCUCGAUCUCCGCGGGCCACCAAUCGCAGAAGAUCAACAUCUCCUUCCGCCAGCGCAUCUCCUCCACCACGGUCUCGAAAAUCUCGUCGUAAUACCAGCUCGAUGUCUCGGUCUCCUUCUCUUUCAAGGUCAAGGAGUCGGACACCAAGAAGAAGAUCGUCACGCGGUAGAAACAGGGCAACAUCUACGCCGACUCCAGCAACAGAUGAAGACAUGGCUGACGCGCCUGCUGGCUCACCCGAAGUAUCACUCCGCCACGUCGCCACAGAAGUCGUUCCAGAAGUUCCAGUCAUGGAGGAAGAACAAGGAAGCGUCGUCGUUCUAUCCAACGCUAUGAACCUGCAAGCAAGAGGCGACGAAACACUUCUUCUGUCUCUUCACCUGAGGAUACGAGGAUUAGAAAAGCUGAUUCUGACGAUGAUGGCGACAGGGGCUCUCCUAGACGCGAAAGUGAAGAUUCGAGACGUGAUACGA